AUGAGACGGCGAGCCAUGCCUCAGCCCGGAGCUUGGCCGGGCGCGAGCUGCGCGGAGAAGCCGGCGAGGGAGGCGGGCGCCGAGUCCCCGGGCCCCACGAGACCCGCGGCACGCGAGGUCGGGAAGGCGGUGGCUGGCGGGCAGCCCCGACCUGCGACGCUAUGCCCGGCCGAGCACGAGGAGGACAUGUACCGUGCUGCGGAUGAAAUAGAAAAGGAGAAAGAACUACUUGUACAUGAAAGAGGGUCAUCAGAAACCAGAUUAAGUGUAGCUCCUGAAAUGAAUAUCAUGGACUACUGCAAAAAAGAAUGGAGGGGAAAUACCCAAAAAGCAACGUGCAUGAAAAAGGGCUACGAGGAAGUUUCUCAGAAAUUCACCUCCAUAAGGCGCGUCCGUGGCGAUAAUUACUGUGCACUGAGGGCUACGCUGUUCCAGGCAAUGAGCCAGCCGGCGGAGCUGCCCCCCUGGCUGCAGGACCCGGAGCUCACGCUGUUACCCGAAAGACUCAUCCGCACACACACCUGGAUCAGGCAGUGGAAACUUGGACUGAACUUGGAUGGGAAGAGCGAGGACCUGGUUGAUAGGAUUAAGGCGUCCCUCACUCUGCUCCAGAAGAAGUGGGCAGACUUGGCUGAAAUGAGAAGUGCCGAAGCCAGGCAGACAGCUUGUGAUGAACUGUUCACCAGCGAGGAGGAGGAGUACAGCCUCUAUGAGGCCCUGAAGUUCCUAAUGCUCAAAAGAGCCAUUGAACUCUAUGAUGACAAAGAGAAGGGAAAGGACGUCCCUUUUUUCUCUGUGCUCCUGUUUGCUCGAGACACUUCCAGUGACCCUGCACAGCUGCUGAAGAACCACCUGAACCAUGUGGGACACACUGGUGGCCUUGAGCAGGUUGAGAUGUUCCUUCUUGCCUAUGCUGUACGUCACACCAUCCAGGUGUACCGACUGUCCAAGUACAACACUGAGGAGUUCAUCACGGUCUACCCCACCGACCCCCCAGAGGACUGGCCGGUGGUAACCCUGAUUGCUGAGGACGAUCGGCACUAUAACGUCCCUGUGAGAGUGUGUGAGGAGACAAGUCUCUGA
Molecule: messenger RNA, 1083 nt
Organism: Orycteropus afer afer
Lineage: Eukaryota; Metazoa; Chordata; Mammalia; Tubulidentata; Orycteropodidae
Gene: OTULIN
Product: OTU deubiquitinase with linear linkage specificity
Exons: 7
Coding region: 1-1083 (360 amino acids)
Biological process (GO): protein linear deubiquitination
Molecular function (GO): cysteine-type deubiquitinase activity
Source: RefSeq, a predicted model, not a curated record